Cavia porcellus (domestic guinea pig) is the source of this 1349-nucleotide messenger RNA. RefSeq names its product ring finger and CHY zinc finger domain containing 1 (gene Rchy1). NCBI's taxonomy places the organism in Eukaryota, Metazoa, Chordata, Mammalia, Rodentia, Caviidae. The record is from RefSeq and is a predicted model, not a curated record. Bases 89 to 853 code for a protein of 254 amino acids. Gene Ontology annotation, molecular function: zinc ion binding. The transcript has 9 exons.
ACCGGAAGUGCGCGUCACGUGACGGCCCGCAUCACCGCGGCGGGCGGCGGCGGCGCGACGGGGCGGCGGGAGGCCUCCGGCGGUGCGGAUGGCGGCCACGGCGCGCGGGUCGAGGCGGCAGGGCUGUGAGCACUAUGACCGCGGGUGCCUGCUGAAGGCACCUUGUUGUGACAAGCUUUAUACUUGCCGGCUGUGUCACGAUAACAACGAGGAUCAUCAGCUAGACCGCUUUAAAGUACAAGAAGUGCAGUGCAUCAACUGUGAAAAAAUUCAGCGCGCUAAGCAGUCUUGUGAAGAUUGUAGCACAUUGUUUGGAGAAUAUUACUGCAGUAUAUGCCAUCUGUUUGACAAAGAUAAGAAGCAAUAUCACUGUGAAAACUGUGGAAUUUGUAGGAUUGGUCCAAAAGAAGACUUUUUCCACUGUUUGAAAUGUAACUUAUGCCUAGCUAUGAAUCUUCAAGGCAAACAUAAGUGUAUUGAAAAUGUUUCUCGGCAGAACUGUCCCAUAUGUUUGGAGGACAUUCACACGUCCCGUGUUGUUGCUCAUGUCUUGCCCUGCGGACAUCUUUUACAUAGAACAUGUUAUGAAGAAAUGUUGAAAGAAGGCUACCGGUGCCCGUUGUGCAUGCACUCUGCCUUAGACAUGACUCGGUACUGGAGACAGCUGGACAACGAGGUGGCCCAGACGCCUAUGCCGUCCGAAUAUCAGAACAUGACUGUGGAUAUUCUCUGCAAUGACUGCAAUAGACGAUCCACUGUCCAGUUCCAUAUUUUAGGAAUGAAAUGUCAGAUUUGUGACUCCUACAAUACUGCUCAAGCUGGAGGCCGUAGGAUUUCACUGGAUCAGCAAUGACCAGCUGUACGUCACAGGAAAGCUCAGCUUUGUGAUGUAGAAAAAUGCUCUGUGGAAAAGCACUUGUGUCGUACUGUGUCACAAUCAGUGCAUACUGUCCCAGUGUCGCAGCACACAUCCCUAACACAAGGAUGGAUUCAGGGCUCUGUGGAGUCAUCAUAGCUCUCUACCUGAGGAAAGCCCCUGCUUGUGUCGGGUUGGAAUUUCCUUAGUGUCAGUUGUUGGGAAGCUGAGGAUGUUUGUUAAUGAAACUCGUAGCAGUAUAUUACAACUCCGUGGAAUUUCAUUCUAGUGUCACUGCACACAGUUCAUUUCUAGUUCUUUAUAGAACUAGACUUCUCAUUGUAUUCUUUAGGCGCUGCACUGUACAGAGAGAAAGUUCUUCCUUGUUAAAACCCUAAUUAUAUAUGCUUUUGAUUUUUGUAAAAAUAGUUCUUUGGUGCCUAUAGAUGAAUUUUUCUGUAAUAAGUGCUAUUAAAGUUAUAUUGAAACAACA